AUGUACUGUUGUUGGGAUACGCAGACGAAUGACCCUCUGCCUCAACAGACUAUCAGUCUCAUGAGGGCGACAAUGCCUGAGGCGCAGGAGAUGCCGCACGUCUUCGUAAUUUUCGGAGCUUCGGGAGAUUUGGCAAAGAAAAAGAUUUACCCUACGUUGUGGUGGCUAUUUCGAGAUAAGCUGCUGCCAAAAAUCAUACUGUUCGUCGGCUACGCUCGGUCGAACUUGGAGAUGGCUGACAUCCGGAAACACAUUUUGCCGUUCUGUCGGGUUUCGGAAGCUGAUGAGAAGUUGUUCGAAACUUUUCUAAGUCACAACCGGUACAUUUCUGGCAGCUAUGAGGCUCCCGAUGGAUAUUUGAAGUUGAAAAGUACCAUAGCUGAUUUCGGCAAUAGUCAUCGUGCUUGUCCGAAUCGAGUUUUUUACUUGGCCGUGCCCCCGACCGUUUUUCAGCCUGCCACUCGCAACCUGCAUCAGUACUGCAUGUGCAAGUAUGACAAAGGCUGGUCGCGAGUGAUCAUCGAAAAGCCGUUCGGCAAGGAUCUGGAGAGUUCGAGGGAACUGUCACGGCAUCUUAGCAGUUUGCUACGCGAGGACCAGAUUUAUCGCAUCGACCAUUACCUCGGAAAAGAAAUGGUGCAGAACCUGAUGGUGUUGCGAUUCGGAAACCGCAUAUUCAGUCCCAGCUGGAACCGCGAGCACAUCGACUCCGUCACCAUUUCGUUCAAGGAGACGAUCGGCACUAUGGGUCGUGGCGGCUAUUUCGAUGACUACGGCAUCAUCAGGGAUGUUAUGCAAAACCAUCUGCUGCAAAUAUUAUGCCUUUUUGCCAUGGAGAAGCCAGCGUCGUUGCAAUCGGACGACAUCCGCGACGAGAAGGUGAAGGUGUUGAGGUUCAUGAAACCGAUCGAGCUGCAGAACGUGGUUCUUGGCCAGUAUGUUGGUGACCCUAAUGCGCAGGACAAAGAGGCAAGGCUGGGCUACCGCGAUGACCCGUCGGUGCGGAAAGACUCGAGAACGCCUACCUACGCCCUGGCCAUCUGCAUGAUUCACAACGAGCGCUGGGAAGGUGUGCCGUUCUUUCUGCGCUGCGGCAAGGCGCUGAACGAACCCAAAGCCGAGGUACGGGUGCAGUACAAAGACCUGCUGCGCGACAUCUUCCCGACCGGUCAGAUCAAGCGCAACGAGCUAGUGAUCAGGGUGCAGCCGAAUGAAGCCGUCUACACGAAGCUGAUGUGUAAAAAGCCGGGCAUGAGUUUCGACCUUGACGAAACGGAACUCGACCUGACUUAC
Soboliphyme baturini is the source of this 1293-nucleotide messenger RNA. Lineage: Eukaryota; Metazoa; Nematoda; Enoplea; Dioctophymatida; Soboliphymatidae. The record is from the annotation of a GenBank genome assembly.